AUGUCAGGAUGGAUGAGGCACCCAGCUACCCCUACCGACCUUGAUUGUGCUACGCAACUUUCGCCGUACUCGCCCCUUGUUGGUCUUGUUAAGUACGAGGAUAUCAGGUUCCAAGGUGAUCUGCAGGACGUGAACCCAUGGAAAGGAAAACCGAACCCUGCUCUGGAUGAGGCAUGGGAGAAUAUCACACAUAUGUGGAACAUCCAAGUCUCCGCUGAUGACAUGCUUCGUAUAAAGAAGCCACUGACUCAAGUCAAAGCUCCUCCACAUCUCGGGGACGGCUAUGUUGGUGGAAUUGAAGUUUUUCACCAGCUUCACUGUGUUAAUCUCAUCCGUCAGUAUACUUAUUAUGACUACUACAUGAGCCUGAGAAUAAGCUACUCUCAUUUCAGAUUGCUCCAGAGAGACUCCGCGCACAAAUUGUUACUUGGACUAAACUUCUCCGAAGAGGAAGGCAGGUAA
This is a messenger RNA of Aspergillus costaricaensis CBS 115574, 462 nucleotides long. RefSeq lists its product as uncharacterized. NCBI's taxonomy places the organism in Eukaryota, Fungi, Ascomycota, Eurotiomycetes, Eurotiales, Aspergillaceae. Bases 1 to 462 code for a protein of 153 amino acids. Gene Ontology annotation, biological process: mycotoxin biosynthetic process. The record is from RefSeq and is a predicted model, not a curated record. The transcript has 6 exons.